AUGAGCGAAGACGUGGUCGAUAAACUGAAAACUACAGUUGUAAAACCAAUCGUCUAUGGCAACAUUUCUCGAUAUCUGGGAAAAAAACGCGAAGAGGAUGGGCGCACGCACAUGUGGACCGCUUUCCUACGUCCCUACAAUGCGAAUGAGGAUAUGUCAACCUAUAUCCGGCGAGUUCAGUUCAAGCUGCACGACAGUUAUUCCAACCCCAUACGCAUUUUCAAUAAGCCACCCUACGAACUGACCGAAACUGGUUGGGGAGAAUUCGACAUUGUGAUAAAAGUGACCUUCACUGAUCCAAAUGAGAAACCGUUGGUUAUUACACAUUUGCUAAAACUGUUUCAUUGUGAUCAUGAAAUUAUGAUGGGUCAAAAAAGCCUCGUCCGUGAGAUCUAUGAUGAAAUGGUAUUCGUUGAUCCCUCACCUUCAUUCUAUCGGGCUCUGGUUAGUUCCACUACAAGUAACAAAGCACUCCCCCCAGUGUGUCAUGAGACUGACUUUAGUGAGGCCAAACGUGACACGUUGAUCAAGGUGGAGGACCUCAACUCCAAAGUUUUGGAUGCGAUAAUUGCAUACAGGGAACAACUGCGACUCAAAAAGGACAUUGUUGAAGAGGCUCGAACUUUGGCAGAUGAGUUGGAGUCCUCGUGUGUGGGAGCUUUCAAUUAA
This is a messenger RNA of Dibothriocephalus latus, 669 nucleotides long. The record is from the annotation of a GenBank genome assembly. NCBI's taxonomy places the organism in Eukaryota, Metazoa, Platyhelminthes, Cestoda, Diphyllobothriidea, Diphyllobothriidae.